GGGGCUGGAAAAACCUCACCUUAAAACUUACAUUCACUUUUUCUUCGAAAAAUAUAUGUGAGUUCCACAAAAGGGAAGAAAUAGCAGCCUAAUUAGUCAAGCUUCUAAUUAGCACAAUUUUAAACUCAUUAAUGUCUGUAAUGGGGAGCGGGGGGUGGGGAGCCACAAAAAUCUCGCCUUUAAACUUACACUCACCAUUUUCUUCGAAAAUAUAUGCGAGUUCCACAAAAUGGUCUUUGGAAAAAAAACUAUAGUGAUUCUGAAAGAGCAGAACAUGGGCUAUCAUCCCAUGGUGUUAUCUCAAUUUUCAGUUUUUUGAUGAAGAUCGACUUUUUUGGAAGGGAGGAGCUUAAGAUAAAAAAAUUUUGAUAUUCCUAAAUUUUAUUGUGAAACACAAUAUGAGAGUUGUAAUGAAGCUUAUCAGGCAAGAAAUAUGACACAAUUCCGCCUGAUCUUCUCCCGUAAAACGCGGUAAGUAUCAUCAAGCGCCAUCAUGGCAGAUACAUCAUGUUUCAGGCUAAUAUCUUUGAGUUGAUUACGUUGACAAAUAUAUUCAUUGAUCUUCUAGAUUUAUUGUGUACGAAAAAAUAUAAAUAAUACUUCUGACAACAAAAUAUCAAUUAUGUCAAAGCAACAUGUUGCUAUCAUUGGAGGUGGAGCAUCUGGUCUGGUUACAUUGAAGGAAUUAAGGGAGGAAGGGCACACCGGAAUUAUCUUUGAACGUUCAUCACAUGUUGGUGGUAUUUUCAAGACUGUUUAUCAAGAAGGUCAAAUGGUAUCGUCAACAAUUAUUACCAUGUUCUCUGAUUUUCUCGGGUCUGAGGGUGAACGUAUCCUCACCCAUCCACGCAUGUUAACUUUCGGUAAGUCUAAUCAAAACUAUUGA
Molecule: messenger RNA, 886 nt
Organism: Rotaria socialis
Lineage: Eukaryota; Metazoa; Rotifera; Eurotatoria; Philodinida; Philodinidae
Source: the annotation of a GenBank genome assembly